GCAAUACUCAUUUGACAGUUCCAUCACGAAAACACAAGUGCAUAAAUGUCUCCCCGCGAUAUUUCCGUGAGAAAUGACUUCUACAAAUGAUGGAAAAGACGUGAAAAGUAUUCAAACAAGCGUCCUAAAGGGAAAAACACAUCUUAUCGAGUUUUAUAAGGCAAUCGACGCGGGCCUUUCGAACUCCACUGAGCUCAGUGAACGCGUUAAAUACCUGUGUGAGGCAUGGAGGCAAGUGCCCUAUCUCUGCUUGUGCUCCGUGCCUGACACCCAAACACAUCUGAUCAAUUGGAUACAAAGAUACACAGCCAGAAAUGUAUUCCAGGAAGAAUGGCGGACUCCGAAGAGUAAAGCCGAGCACAGCAAACUCAAAGAAUCCAUAGAAAUUACACUUCGGGAGGUGAAAACCUCAAUAAAAAACAACCAUGGCGAGUGUCCACAGUGGAAACGUCUACUCUCUGCACAUGGAGAAUGGUUCAUCAGGAACAUGGAGAAUCCCUGGGAUCAGCCUGUUCUCAAGAAGCAGGAUCCGAUAACUGCCGAAGAGAUACUAGAAUGGCUGAGGGACGAGCAAGCGGUGAUCUUCACGACGCGGCUGAUUCAGCUGGCCGCUUCAAAAUGCGAAGUACUAGCGCUUCGGCUCAUCUCGACGAUCAUGGACCGUGUACGCGAGGAGACCACCGUUGUGCCGGACGCUGACGAGGCUGAUGAUUCUAAAGAUAAACCAAUUCCACAAAGUACACCGUCAAUCUACGAGGACAUCUUAACAAAAGAAGCGGGCUUCACAAAAGAAGUUUGGCAUUUUCUCACUGAUUUGGAGUUUGUACUGUUACACAAAAGAAAUCAGCGAGAACAGUGUAUUAAGCUGGCCAAACAAACGCCACUCCGUGGAGCCCACAAACUUAUUGAAAGACUUCGAUACAGACAGAAGACACCGGCACCAGAUAAGAAAUUAUGGAAGAAUGCCUCAGAAAUUGCAACUUUAAUAGCACAAGUGGUGGUGGUGCGCUGCAUGGUGGUGUCGCGGUGCGCGGGCGCGGUGCGGAAGGCGCUGUACCACUGCAGCGGCGCCCUGGUCGCGCUGCUCGGGCCCGCCGCCGUGCCCGCCGCCGCGCGCGCACUCGCCGCGCCCGCCGCCUCCGCCGCGCAUCUGCACACGCUCGCCGACGCGCACCACGAGCAGAGCUCAGAAGAGCUGAAGCCGUUUGUCUGCGAGCUGUACGUGCGCGCGAUAACGGCCGGCAUGAACGAGCUCGAAAAACUCAAACUGAAGACUGAAAAGGAAAGAGAAGCACGUUCGACAGAACAAAUGCUAGCUCUAUGGUUCGUGCAGUUAAGCGAUUUGCUGUCGUCGAGCCAACGUAUGAAGUGCGAAUGUAUCUUGACCGCGUUCUCCGUGCACCCCUCUCCUCUCAUGUACGAGAAGAUUCAGGCGGCACCAACAUUGGCGCCAAUUGCUCUGGACACGCAUGAACCACGAGUAGGAAAAGACACAUCAGAAUUUGGCAGCUGGGCGACAGACAGUCGCUCCCAAACGAACUUAGUGAAGACUUCCGAAACACUCAACUUGAAACAGUCACAGCACCAAGCAAAUGUACUCUCCACAGCAAUAUUAAGCGAGGGCGAAGCCCUGGGCCUCAGUGCAGAGCUAUGCCAAGACAUCUCAGUGUUGUUAUCAGGACCUCGAGUAAAGACACUCUCUUGGGACAUGGAUAGGGACUUACUACUUGAUAACUGUAGAUCAUACAUGGAAAGGACUAAUGGGGGCACGAAAGCUCUCACCACUGAACUUAGGUACUUAAAUUUGGACCCAAAGGCGUAUCAGCAUCUGCCUGAAGAAGAUGACAAUGAGAAUGAUGCAUUCUAUGGCAUAGAAAAAGGUUACGAACACCUGGUUGAGUUUCAAGAGGAUGAGCCCGAAGAGACUUGGCAACCGACGACCGUACUUUACGACGAGACCUACAGUCCUUAUUCAAGUAAUAUAGAAUCAGAUUUUUCCGUGUACAGACGAAAAAAGAAAGUAAAACCUAAUUUCGAAAGUUCCGAAGAAGAAUGUAAUCCACUUAGUAUCGUAGCAGAAACCAAGAAAAAAGAGAGACCUCACAGCAAAGAGAGGAGUAAAGAAAGAUCUCAGAACAGAGAGAAAAGCAGUGAGAGACAUCAGAAGACAGACCAACAAAAAAGUAAACAGAAGUCACAGAAGAAAGAACGACGAAAAAUAACGUGUGCUGAUGAAGAUCCCCUUGAUAUUACGGGACUCAUUCAAGAUCAAAAGAAGGAAGUUAUUGUUGCUAAACAAAAGAAAAAAGAAAAACGAAAAAAGAAGGAAGAGAAAAUCGUUCCGAAGUGUAGUUCUUUAUCUCGCCUCGUCGGCAAGAGAAUCACGAAAGUUUGCAAACCAAUUGAGACAUAUAAAACUGCAUCGGUAACGGACAGUGAUUACGACAAUCAAGGCAAGUGCUCGCUCAACUCUGAAGGAACAGAAGAAGUCGUUUUCGAUGGCUUGUACUCAAUGGACGAACUGAGGUCUCCCGAAAAUAUUUCACAGACUGAAAAAAUUGGACCAUCUAAUAAUGAAUUCUCCAUUGCCAACAAUAUCAAUAAAUCCAUAUCUUCCAAACCCAGUUCGAUACGGGCAAUUCAAAUACACCGAAAUAUGCAAACCAGCCAUAAAAUUCCUCCUAGCAUUCAUAAUCCACGACCUAUUUUCAAGAACGGCCCUGAGGAAGUGAAGAAAAGUAAAUCAGUGCUAAUUGAAUAUAGAAAACAGUUGAAUUCUACCUAUUCGAAAGUUCAAAAAUCGAAUAGUACCACCGCAACAACCAAUUUAAACAACUCACUCUUGAAGCCCAUGAAAGCUAUUAAACAGGAAAGCUCUUUUCAAGCUCAAAUACGACCUAAACCUGUUACCAUACCUGAGAUACCUAAGGUUUUCAUUAACAAAAAUCAAUCUCAAAAGUUAAAUGUAUUAAAUAGUGAAGUAAAUAAAAUACUCAAUAAAACUCAAGCACCCUACCAAAGUCUGAAUAAUGAAUCGCUUUUGAAUACUCAACCUGCCAGUGUACAUAUUGAGUCUCCUAGUUAUUCACCGGCUGCAUACAGACCUAUUUAUCCGAUGAAAGAAAAUAAUGUUAUAAAGAAUUCUGAACAUACAUUACCUACCACUUACUCAUUACCACAAGUUUCCCAACCAACAGAUAAUACGCUUGAUAAUUUCGUUAAAGAACUGAAAGUAACAAUAAAUGCUGGUGCGGGAUUAUCAAAUAGAGCUCUAACGCCUAGCCACAGAAAUAUUAAUCCCGCAAACAGAAUGACGCCUCCAAUAAGUGCUACAACUAAGUCUGAAAUUAAAAACAAAUGUGCCAAACAAGGAAUUCAGAACAAAUCUGAUACUGAAAUAACUUUUUCACGUCUCAGCUACUUGCAUAAGAACAAACAAAAAGUUGAUGCUUUAAUUGACUAUCAAGAUGCGAUCCUCAAGGAGUAUUUAGCACCGACGGAAUCAAACAGGACAUCCGCGGACCAGAUUAAUUUAACUGAACACCUACGAAAAAAUAGCGCAGGACUCAAAACUGAAGCUAAUAAUCUUCCACCUAAUACAAGCAUGUCGGUAUUGAGAAAUGUAGAAACACCGAAACAUAAAUAUCCAUCAAAUACAAAUAGUCAAACUUCAGUGAAUAAUCUACAUACCAUACCUCGAGAGACGACUACGGGUCAUAGUUCUAGAUAUGACACAUACAAGAAUCUUCCAAUGGUCAAACCCGACAAUUUAACGACCUACCCUACAAAGACGUCUCUUUCGGAAAAAGACCAACAAGACAUUUUACAUAUAUUACGACAGCAAAACCAUUUAAACAACUUUCAAACUGUCGUGAAGAAAGAAACGAAUUCGGCCAAGGGAGAUAACCAUAACUCAGAAUUGAGCAAAAAUAACGCAGCACAUUUCAGUACUCCUAGCACCUUUUUGACACCGAGUGCGCACCUUGAAAGGAAGAUAGAUAAUUUUCAUAAAACAGAGUAUCAAAAUAAUAACCAGCAAACUAAUAAGAAAAGCAAAAUAUUGAUAACUGACAUGCAGACUAUUAAACCUCCUACUAGUGUUAAACCAAUGCAGCCGAACAAUGCCCCUAAGCCAGCUCGUAACCGCUCGAAGUCUAACAACGGAAAUGGAAUUAAAAAGUCGCCAAGCUCCGUCCAAGUUACCAAAGAGUAUAAAGUAAAAAAAAUGGACGACAGCAAUCUUACUGGAUCAAAAGUGAAACCCAGCACUGACUGGGAGAGUGUGAUGAACGCUAUUCGAGCCCAAAAAACUCCAAGUCGCGGACCCAAGGCUCUCGAUCUAGGUUUGAAUAGGAGUUCAUCAGAACAAGCAUUUUCAAACGUCCAACGUGAUCAAGGUAGUAGUACAAAGAUAAAGACCCCCGACACUGAAAGUAAAACUGUCAAUGAAAGAAAUUCAUCAUUAAAACAGACAACAAAAGUCAAUACAAAGAGCGACUCCAUUCGUAAAUUACCGAUCGACACGUGCACUGCAACUAACCCUGAUAAAAAAAUUAAAACGCCAAAGAUGCCUGAGCCAAACUUUAGAAAUACAUCUAAAGAAGUUGCCCACCAAUUUGGUUCAUCAAAAAAGGCUGGCGUUGAAUUGGGAGCGAAACAGUUUUCGUGUUCUCUGCCAAAAAAUGAUGACCCAUUUAUAUCUGGAAUAGAAAACUCUGACUAUGAUCUUAUAGAGGCAUUAAUGGAUGACGACCUACGACAGGAAAUUGGCGAGUUGUCGUCUGAUGAAGAAUUCGCAACUUCGACGCACGCUGUCAUUAAGAAGCCCCAGAAAACAUACAUUGACAAAAGUUCAAGUGAGGCCAGUACGACUAUAGUACGGAAUAGUCAAGUCGUGAACCCGCAUGAUAGCAGUCGAAAUGCUAACGAUAUUAAACAACAAAUUGUGCAAAUGUCAGUAAUAAGGACUAACGACCCAUCUAAAAUUUACAUUCCAUCAGUAAAGGGGCAAACCACAAAUGUCCCAUCAACUGUGAAAGCGACAAAUCCACUUAAGGAUUAUACUCAUAACGCUAGACCUAAUUUACUUGGCAAUAAUAUGGCUAAUUCAAAACUCGAAAUACCUCAGCAUGAGAAUAAGAAUGGUGCGACGGAACAUAUUCAAAAGAAGAAGACGAAUUCACAUGUUGCACCAGUGCAACAACAAACUGCUCCCAACGUUGUUCUCCUAGGAUCUAAUUUAAGCUAUGAUCAAUACAACAGAGUGCAACCACAACUCAAUAUUGAAUUGGGAUUGCAACAAGAUCCCUACAUAAACACACCUAAGACUGUGUACCAGCCGGCGCAAUUUAAAAGACCAGUUAUAAAACCUGUUAUUAUUAGUAACGUGCCAAUAUUGACCAACCAUUUGCCGACAUCCACAAUAUCUGGACAGUCUACUUCAACCAACACAGUGCUUUUACAAGGUAAUCCGCCAAAAUCCAACACCGCAGUCAGUCAGGUUUCACAAGGAACAGUAAAUCAAACAGACUAUACUUCGAAUCUGGGGAACAGUGGAUCAUAUCUUGUAGAUUCAAUACCAUCAAAUUCGCGUAAAACUCAGCCAAUCAAUCUACAUAAAGACAGUGGUACCAGUAUCAUUUCAGGUACUUAUUCCAAUAAAAGCAGUGACAAAAAAAUACAUAUUUUAAAAUCUCAAGAAAAACAAGACAUUCUAGUACAUUCAGAGGGCUUAAAUAAACUAGAACGUGAACAGCAAAAACCACAAUGUCGACAGAAAACACCAUCUGCUACUAAUAAGAAAACAAAAUGCCGAGGUGCUAUUGUCGAAUCGAUUCUAUCUCCAUGUACACCACACGUACAAACCAAUUCGACAAUCAAACUAACAGAAACACAAAAUAUGAAUUGUUUGUCAUACCCCAAGAAAAUUUCGGAACAAGAUCAAACGCAUAAGAGAAUAUUACCACAAUCUUCAAACAAUUCAAAAGUAGCCAGAAGUAACAGGAAAGAAACCAAUCUUGAUUCUCAAACAAUAAAAGGUGUUUGCAGUGAAUCGAGUCUGGAAAGAUUGGUUUCUAAGAGAGUUAAAAAAAUGGAUGAACUUGAAAUAAAAGAUAAAAUUAUUGAAAUUAUAAAAAUAAAUAAAAAACGAUCCAAAGCAAAGAAGGUUGUAACUGCUAACGAAUCUCGUCCUGAUAUGUCUCAGUUUGCUCCUAUAAACAAUGACAAGGAGACAGAAGCUGCAAGAGGUUUCAUUGAACCUCGUUGUAACCCUUCCCAGUCUGUUCCUGUUAAAAGUAUGAAAGACACUGGUGUUAUUUCUGUGAAUGAUGUUCAUGCUGACAUUUCGAAGUCAAUGCCUGCCCAAAGUGUAAAGGAGAUAGGAGUUUUAGCAGCAAACGAAGUUCGUUCAGUAAAUCCUAAAUUUGUACCUGUAAAUACCAUCAAGGGAACAGAAGUUAAACCAUUAAAUGAUGUUCGUUCUGAUAUUCCCAAGUUUGCAUCUGUUAAAACUGUUAAGGAGACAGCAGUUAUUGAUGUGAAAGAUUGUCCAGAAAUUCCUAAAGCUCUUCCUGAUGAUACUGUCAAACAGAGAGAAGUUAAAGCUUUGAACGAUGUUCUUCUUGAGAUUCCUAAGCCUGUACCUAUUAAAAGUGUCGAGGAAAAAAGAGUUAAAGCUUCAAAUAAUAUUCGGCCUGACGUAUCGAAGUCUGUAUCAGAUAUUCCUAAAAUUAUUUCUGUAGAGAAUAUAAAGGGAACAAGAGUUAAACCUGCAAACGAUGUUAGACUUGAAAUUUCUAAACCUAUACCUGUGAAAAAUGUCCAGGAAGCAGGAGCUACUACCACGUAUGUCGUUCAUCCGGAAAUUCCUAAAGCUUUUCCUAUAGUAGAAACUACUAAAGGGAUAGCAAGUGAAGUAUUGAAAGGUGUUCGUCCUGACGUUUCUAGGUCUAUACUCGUGCAGAGUGUCAAAGAAACAGGAGUUAUACCUGUAAAAGAACAUCCUGAAACUCCUAAAAACAUUCCUGUAGAUACUGUCAAGUGUACAGGCGUUACAACUGCGAAUGAAGUUUGUCCUGACAUAUCUAAGUCAAUACCCGUGAUGAGCGUCAGAGAAACAGUUAUGGAUCACGAGUUGUUACUGAAUAAUUUAGAAACAAAUAAAGAAAUGAGUCAGAAUGACACUUGUAAAACGCCGUUAAAGCAUAAUGGUGUGACAACUAGGUCUAAAACGUUUCAAGCAUUACAAAGUAAAACCGACAAGUUCGAUUUGGAAUUGGCAUGUGCUCUCGUUGACAAUAAUAUUGAGUUUAAUACGCCUAAAUCAGUAGAGAGUUGCGUGUCUGGCCCUAUAAAGGAACAGGCACCUGCUAACAAUGAGUCUGAAUCUAAAGCGAAUGAAUUACUUAAUAAUAACAUUUCCAUACCAACUUUCCUAUCAAGCGCAGAACAAAAUUCUAUUACCACUAAAACAGACAUUACUUGCCCGCAACAAGCCGUCGUUGCACUACCACCAAACGAAAACGUAAUUAAUGUUGGAGAUCAUUUAGAUGACAAUACGAUUGAUUCAGACUGCGAACUUGUUGAAGAGACACCAACGUCAAACGAAACAUCUGAAAUCAACCAUAAACAGAUGUUGCCGUUAUCGAAGAGGAUUAUAAAUAGUGGCAAUUCAUCUUCGCAGAAUGCUCCUAGUAGUAAACCGGAGCAGGUUAAGACUUGUAACAAAAAUAUUAUAAUGACAUCCCAUACCACACAAAAUUCAUUAUUACGUACAAAAAAAGUAAUAGAAUACAUCAAAUUAAUGGACGACGAUGCUAAAGAAAAACCAAAUGAAUCAUGUAAUAAAAAUUGUGACGUUAACCAAAUAAAAGCAUCAGACAUUCCCCAGUCGUUCAAAGACGAUUUUAAAAUAGAACACUUGGAAUCUGAUGAUAACGAUUCUCUAAAGAAAAUAAUUAGAAUUAAAUCACCGAAUGGUAAAACAUUUAAGGCUACAAUUUACGGAAUGUGUCUAGACUUUGAUACAUUAUUUGAGGAGCCAUCUUUGCGGACAAUACUGUUAAGUAACUUAGCUGAAAAAAAACGAUAUACUUUGAACUUUUUUCAAGUGGCUCGGGAGAAAUCAAAUAUUCCAAUCCGUACUACUGUUCAAGAAGUGAAUGUGCAACCAAUAUCUACAGGAAAAGAAGAAACCAUUGUAUUAAGUGACGACGACGAUGAAGAAGUAAAAGUGAACAGUUUUAAAACCGAAUACGGACAGUACAAUGUGCGAAUUUCCGAUACCACAUUGAUUGAGAAACACCAAAAAAAGUUUGAUCAAAAAUGUCGCGUAGAUGUGGUUAGAUUUAACUUUAAAAAAUAUGAAAAUAAGUCAACUACCGAUAAAUUAAACUCUGUAAACUCCAUUAAGGGUUCCACAGUUGAUAGCUCGACGAAUUUGAUUCCACAAUCUUCGUCGCAAACAACACCGGUUGAAAUCUUGACUGAAAGGAAUAAAAUAGAAACACAUGAAUGCAAACAGGAACUAAAGCAAGAAACUGUUGAAAAUGAUGUAUUUGACAAAAAAUCUUUAGAUUCGAUUGACACACAAAGCGUUGUGACGUCGGAUUGGCCAACAUCAUCAUUUCCGCCCUCGCCGACAAAGUCGAAAACUGUGAAUAAUUCUAUUGGCAAUUCUGAGCAUCAAACGCAUUCAGAUCUGACAGAGAUGGACACUUUUAAAUCGAACCCAUCUACGAAUACUACAUCUAUAGGGGAUAUUGACUCUAAAUCAGCAAUUUCACAAACGUUAUUAGAUUCUAAACCAAUUGAAAAUAUCUUACCAGAUAACUUUGAUUCAGGGAAAUAUUUGACAGCUGAAAUACAAGAUUCAGCUACCAAAAAGACUACCAGUGAUGACUUGAUAUGUGAACCCGUUUCAGUUUUAGCAAGUCCCAUCUCAGCCACGGAACAAACCGUUUCGAAACUUUUUGAUCUCGAAAAAUCGUCAAUGCAAUUAAUUUCUUCAGAUGUUGAUAGCAACUGUGUCUUUGAUACUACAACGGAUGAAACAAUACCGCUAUCACCCUUGAUAUCGUCAGACCGGGACUCGCCAACGGAAUGCAUUUUACCAGACUAUAAUUCUAUAAAUUUGUGUUCUUCGGACAACUACACUAUUGAAAACACAAAUUUAGAUUUUAAUACAUUGCUGUCGGAUUCGGAAGCAUCAGCGGAAAUGAUUUUACCAGAUCGUAAUCCAAUGGAAUUUAAUGAUAACACUAAUAUAACGACUAGAAAAUCACUGAAUGUAUUUGGAGUCGAGGACUCUACAAACGAGAGCGAGAAUAGUCAAGGAGGUGCCGAGAGUAUGGAAUCGAACCUGAAUACAUUAGGAGAUAAUAUAGCUGAUCGCAAUACAAGUUCUGUUCAAGAAACCACCAAAACCGAUGAUUUUAUCAACCUUCCAUCUAACGUUUGCGAAGCUAAGAUCUUAGCCAGAAAUGUAAACGUAAAUUUAAAAUGCUACGUAAAACUUACCAAAUGCGACAAGCUGGCGAAGACUCACGAAAAUCUUAGAAUUAUAAGAAAUACUUGCUACGUUCAUUUGACAAGAUGUGACGAUGUAAUUGAAAAGCUCAUGAGACUGAAAUCGAAUGCAGGAAACGAUCCAAAUCCGAGAGACACAGGAAGGUCAUCGCCCUUGAUGGAAGUUUUUGAAAUGAUUGCGUCUUUUCAGAGCAGGGUCAAUGGUGAAAAACAACAAAUGUUCCAAGCGUUAACUAGUCAUUUAUGUGAGGCAGACUGGUUAAUAACGAAACGAAAACUAUCAAAACUAAGCAUACACGAGUUUUCUAAUGAAACAAGAAAAUUAUGUAUUAAAAGUGGAAUCAUUGAUAGCCAAGCGAAUAAAAAGGAGGACGUUCUUAAAACACCUCCUUUCAAUAAAAACAUUUCCGAAGACCAUUCGAUGAUCUGUAAAUUGAAAUCAGUUGAAACGGUUAUUAUGCCAGAAACUAAGAUUUCGCCACGGAAUUUGAAAAGGAAAAUUGAUCAGUGUGAAACACACAAUACUAAAUUAUCUAAAAUGGAAGAAAAACCUAUUUCUCUAGAUAAAAAUAUAUUACCUGAAAGGUUUACAGAGAAAAUUGAUUUUACAUUUAAUGAGGAUUCUCCGCUAAUGUCUAGUGUACAGUCAGGGAGUCUAAUCGAGUCUUAUGAUAAAAAUGUAGAAGAAAUAAUAUUAUUCAACGAAAUCAAUAUCGACGAGGUCGAUUCUGACCGUGAAACUGUAUGUUCAACUAAUAGUAUAAGCCUUUUAGCGGAAUUUUUGGGCAGCGAUGACGUUUUGGAGGUCGAAAAUACAAAUAUCAAAACAAAAAUGGAAGAAUCAAAAGACGUUCCGAUUCACAAUGUUUCACCGAAAACAUUAUUCCAAUCAAAUGUAUUAAAUAGAUCACAAUCGACUAUCAUUUUAGAUGAAAGUUCACUUAUUCCAGAAGCUUCAGCUUGCACGGGAAACGUUACUGACGCAACCUUAAUGAGAGAAACGAAUUAUAGUACCCCGACAGGAACCAGUGAUAUUGGACCACUUAUUACGUCGUCUGUGGAAAAUAUACAAAUAUCAAAAGAUACUGUGUCAGUUUUUGAUAUUGCAAAGAACGGAAUUGACGAAAAUCAACCAAUAGCAUUCGAUAAAAGUUAUGAUGAAUUCUCUCUUCGAAGUAAUCUGGAACAUGAAUCUGAAAUCUCUGUUGACAAGGAUAAUUUUAAUAGAUCGAAUAAUGUCUAUGACGUUAAAAUGAGUGAGAAAGAAACCAGUAUCACAAAUACUUUAAGCAUUCCCGAUAUAGUUCUCGAUGAUAUUAAGGCGAAGGACCUAACAGAACCAAAAAAUGUUAUACAGGAAGAAAAUCCACAAUCUGAUUCUGUGGCAGUGCCUAUUGAAUACGAGGACUCUACCCCCCUAGAAAAUCAAACCACCAAAUCAAAUAAUAUGAGCAUAUCAUGUAUUAGUUCUACCGGUAGUGUUGUUACAAAUUGUCUACAAGUUUUAGACAAAGAAAAUUCUAUAAAUGAUUUUAGUGUUCCUAGCGCAACUGAGAAUAAUGUGCGUGAUGAUAAAACAGAUCCAUCAACGUUAUAUGAUCAUGACAGUGGGAACAGCAAUCCUUUGAGAGAUGAUCAGCUACAUCUAGACUCUAACAGGUCAAAUGUUAGUCCAAACAUCCUUUCUCAGGAUAUGGAAGUUGUAGUGAUCGAUGUUGAUGAUCGACUUGUUGAUAAAUACAAUAAGGACAACAGUAAAUAUGCAAAAAUAAGUAAAUCAUGUUUAUGUAGCGACACAGAAGAAAACGAAAUACUAAAUAAAUCACAAAAUGAAAAUCUUGAUAAAGAAAAUAAUAUUGAUUCAAUGAACGACAAAAAUAUGCAAGACUAUACAACGUUGAAAAAUAAAGAUAUUUUAAUAUCUCAACAUUUUCGUGAAAGCAUUAAUUGUAAAGGUUGUUUUUCUGAUAUAUCGCAACUCGAAAACAAAGACAGUUGUAAAAACAGCAAAAUUACACAGAAUAAUACUCAUUGUAAUACUUCAAGUACCAUUGAUGUCCAUCCUGUUGAGAAAGAGAUUAAUCGAAACAGCUCUGUGAACGAGGAAUAUGAUAUGAGAAUUCGAGAAAAUAGUACAAACCAUAAAAAUGUUUUACCAAAUAAUAUAAAGAAUGCAGAUCAUAACGAUUCCGAUAAAUUGAAAAACAUAGUGACCGACGUAAAUAAACAAGACGAAAAUAGUAAAUCAGCAUCAGAUAUCGGUACUAAAAAUAACGCACCGGAAAUGGAGGCUUCUAAAAGUGACAAUGCAGUCGAGUUUAAAAUUAAAGAUGUCGAAAAUUUAAAUGAUGAUUUAGUUAUAGAAGGCGUAGAGUACCAAGAUCCAGAAGUAGGAACAUGUUACGUAUUCUCCAUUGUGGGAAGUCCUAACUUUAUUAGUGAAAACAAUGAUAAAGCAGAAGAAUCGCAAUCAGAUGUGGAUAACAACUUUAAAAUAUCAGAUACAUGUGAUAGUUCUGACAUCGAAGACCUAAAACUGAUAGUACCCAAGAAUACAUACUCAAAAAGAUGCAAAACAAAUAAUGAGGACAUAGAUUUUAAUGACCGAAAGAACAAACGCAAUUUAAAAAGAAAAUUGGAUAUAACCGAUGUAAAAAUGAAAGAAAAGAGAUAUAGAAAAGGCAAAAAUAUUGAUUACCCAAAAUUCAGUAAGUUUUCUAUGUUGGAAACGAGAUACAGUAAAGAAUACAAUAACUUAAUUGACUACUACAGGUCUGUACAAUUUUCAUAUUCUCGUCCGUUUCACAUAGAUCACAUAAAUGUCGAUCUAUUACAUCAAAACUGGCCCAUCCAAAGCACAAUUAAAGAUUUCGGUCAUAGUAUUGAUAUGAAUUUAUUCAACGAUUUAGAAAUGACAAACACACCAGACCCACUGAAUCAAACGUUGGCAGAAGAAUUAAUUGCUAACUAUGACGAUGUGGAAAACUGCACAUCGAAUGAAAUUAAGGAAACAAAUUUCAAAAUGGGUUUUGGUGAGGAGUCCGACAGAGUCAUAAAUUUGGGAUUAGACUUUUCAAAAUUUCCGGCUGCGACUCUGUCGGACGUAAAGCAAUAUCAGCCGAUAUUACAGUCCGCAAACAGUAUCCAUAAGAACAACAUAUCUACGACAAAUAUUAAAAACGAACAACUGGAGGGUAUUAAACGUUUAACGACAUACAUUCAUUUAAAGGAUAAAGUGAGAGAUUAUUUCCAUAAAAAUACCUUUGAUCUGAAUUUCGAUAACGUGCACCAUAAGACCUUUGAAUCAAAACACCUUGAUUGGGAUACAAAAGAUUUGUUGACGGAUCUCUGUCGACCAGAUUUUUUUAAUCCCUUUCCGGUGGAACAUGUCGUCCAAGUCGUGCAGGUGGGACAGCUACCAGUCAGUACUGCUGCUCAGAACCCUGUGACCUGCGACCCUCGAGUAACUCAAGUAUCUGACGCCAGCCCGUCACAGUGCUCAAUGGAAAACAGUCCAAAUGACGAUUCUCAAUCGGUAAUCAAAACAGAAUAUACAGAACUCACCACAGCCGAUUUGCCUCUAUCAUUGGUGCAUGGCUACUCGCAGCAUAAUUUACAACACUUACAGCAUUCUGAGAUGCUCGAAGCUGACGGUGAUAUUUCCAUGCACACCGAAAUAAAGUCUGUCGUUAAAAUCGAACUAGUGGAAGAGUUGCCGGAAGAAAAGGAUGAAAGCGAAAUCCCGCUGAGUAAUGAAUUAGAAGUAAGAACCAUCAAAAUAGAAAAUGAAGCAGAUUAUUCUUUCGAAUCCAACCAUGUGUCUCCUAAACCAGAGCCAAGUCCAAGUCCGACAGCACCUAUAUACCAAAAUGAUUAUCCUCCAGUGGAACAGGAGAAAGAAUCAAAUUGUAUCACCGUAUCAAAAGAAUAUAAUGACAGAUACGAGAAAAAAGACCAAAUAGCUCACGCUAUGACAGCCGCUGGUAUACCAACUUCGCCAGAACCGGCCACUAGUCCCUCGCCUGAUAUGAUGCCUGAAAGUAUGUGUCAAGGUUCAAUUGGAAGUAAUCAAACUUCAAGCAAUUUUCAAAAAAUUAGCUCUGUGGCCUUACAACAGGCGCUAGCCCAAAUCCUUCCACCGCCAUUGAAUCAGACCAACGUGCAAGAGAAUGGCCAGCAAGGUUCUAAUCCUUCGAUAGCGCCACAAGUCUUGCAUAUUGUUAAAAAUGCUUCCGGAAACCAACUAACUCUCGUAGAUAAUACACAGCAAUCUGUUAUAAAUACGACAGGCUCUGCUACUCCAGUAUUGCACAUUGUACAGAACAAGGGUCCAACGCAAGCUAACGCGGCCUCAGCAGCUCCAACGAACACGUUCAGUGGACUGUCACUUGUCGAUACUGGAUUUCAACAAGGCAGUAACCAGCUCCUCCAUAUAGUAAACGCUGGAAAUCAAAACAAUAACACCGGGCAAUUAUUAAAGCGAGUGAAUCUCUUAACGAACCUCACGAAUGCUCAAGGGUCCAAUGAACAGAAAAUCGUGCAAUUCGUAUGCAAGUCUGCGGACGGAAAAGCCAUUCAACUUAAUGCACCGCAUCAGCGCGGUAUGGUCUUAAGAUUGCAGCCAUUUGAUACAUCUAAUGUUCAAAGUAGCUCCGCAAAACCAACAGAAAACCAAGAUCCAAAUCAAUCUCCUGCUUCCCAAUGUUCGACUCAUAUUAAUGAUGCAACGUCACAACAAGAAAUCAAGACCAGGUCCGUCUACGAAGAAAAUUAUACACAGUUUAUAAAUAAUUCUACAACACAACAGACCGUUUCGGAAUCUACCAGUCUACCGAAAUUCAAUCAAGCGUUUGGGAAGCAAGUGUUUCAAGACGAGACACAGAAACAGGACGAGAUAACAAAUAACAAUUCUCAUUUGCCGUCGAUGAAUCCGGAGAAUUCGGAAUGUCAGUCGAGUGAGAACUCGCUGAAUCUCGAACACAUUGAUCAAAUUAAUAGCCCUCCGUUGCUGCUAAGGAAGUCUCCGGCUCGGACAACGCAGGCCCAGCCCAAUCUCGUUCAGCAAAUCAAACAGACCAUGGCUCCGAUAAUGCACGGGGGAGUGAUCUAUACGCGCCAAAUACCAGUCAACAUUGGAGGUGGGCAGACCAUCAACCUCAUUACGGUUCCGAGCUCGAACGCAGAACACGAGGAUUCGAAUCAGAAACAGCAAUCGGAAGUUAAAUUUGUUAAUCAAAACGCUGAAAUCGAUUCGCCGAUUAUUAAAAUCGUCCAACAGAAUCAAACCGCAACUAAUGGCGACACACAUCAGGACGAACACAGUGCUCACGUCGGCGCGAACGCGGAAUCGUCGAGCGCUCCUCCGCCGCAACCACAACCGGUCCUAACUCAAAUGAGGAUCAAGUUGCCUAUGCUCAGCAAAAAUCCGCAAAUGGUAUCAGGAGCUAGAGUCGUCAGACCCUCAUUUUUUCAGAUACAGAGAAACGUGAUCGGUGGCGCUAAUCAGCCUGUAUACCAGCAACUUGUCCUCACAGCUGCUCCCCCGCUGGGACAGCAGACCAUUAGGCUACCACAGACACAGACCAGGCCCGUUAAGCUACCGUCUGAGAACCCAACAGCUGAAUCUCAGAUGAGCACGUCGACUUUAGAACAAUUGCGAGAGUUCGAUUUAGUUCUAGAGCAGGUUAAAGAGAGGAGUACGGGUCAGCCGAAUUCCACGAGCGCUUUUUCUAAACGUCAUUCUUCAACGUCCGAGGCCUCUGAUACACCAGUGUCGACCAGCUCAGAAUCUUCUCAACAAUCACGCUAUUCCAGUACUAACCAAACAGUAAGCGCUGCGUUCACAACUAGAAAAUCAUCAGUGUCUAGUUCGUCGACCGCUAGCACAUUUGCGCGAUCCCCCGAUUCAUCCGGUAUCGUCGAUUCCCCGUCGUCAUCACACGUGCACGUACCUCAACCAGCAAGGCCAGAAACGACGCCAACCGAGACCACUGCUCCACCCAAGCCCACGAAAUCAACCACAAAGCCAAGAUCAAGACCGAAGGCUUCGUCGAAUCCGCCCAACACUCUUAAAUUACCGGUUCCGCCGAAGACAUCUAGUCAAAAGCCAUUAGAAGAUGAGCAAACGACGCAAAGGAUUCUAUACAUUUUAGCUGAAUAUAAAGAGCAAGUCGAGAAUUCGCCGGAUAAAGAUAAGCCAGCUCCUCGUCGACGAACGAAUCUACCGAUCAACGCCUCUGGUUCGAAGAGGAGGAAAGGCUCGUUUUGCCGUCGCCAUUGCAUGAGUCCGAUACAAGGGGAAGACUCGUGUCGGACAAUGGGCUCUGAAGACAGCAGCUGUGGCACAUCCCUCGGAGACUGUACCGAAAAUGAAUGCAUACAUUCGCCGCAGGAGAGUCCACGGAAAGUUGUUCGGCGAUUGACUUUUGAACAGGACGCUCCAUUGCUACAGCAGCGCCCCCAACCGAGGAACGUGAUUCUCGCUGACGGGCAAACGAUUACGCUGGCCCGCGGGACGGCUGGAAAGCCCACGACAGCAGUUUUGAUGCCGGCCAAUUACAUUUUGCCCGUCUCCAUGGUCAAAGGGGGGCAGCAGAUCGCUAUAGUAACGAAUCGGGGGCCGAAGCUCCUGACUGUGACUGGUAGCGACGGAGCCACAACCAACGCGUUAUUGUUGCAACGCUUGGUCGGACCGGCCGGAUUGAAGCCGGUGCUGUCGCGACCCGGGGUUCGCCACGUACGUCUGCCUGCCUCAGCGUUGCAUAACCUUCAGGCCUUCAACCUAUCGACGGCUACGACGGUGCAGCCUCCCGACAGUACCGCCGCGACAUCCUCGGCGCCCGACCCGCCCGAGCUACUGGACACUCGAGCGACCAGCUCCCCGUGGGCCGAGCGAGAUUCCCAAGAUCCAAAACCGGACAGCGACUCGAGUCCCGAUGGCUCAGGACCUUGGAACUUGCCAACGUCGUCCGAUCCUCUCGACUACGCCUACGAGGAGACUGUACGCACAGACAACAUGGAUCGGACAGUGCUCGACGCACUGCCCGAUCGUUACACUCCCGAUAUGGAGGCCCAAAGGAUUUUUGAUAAGAUGUUCGACGUUGACUCGAAAAAGUCUUUCAUGGUCGAUAGCCAGGACGAUUCGCCGCGAUGCGGCUACGAUAUAGACACGUCAGAUUGCGACGAUAAGGCUUACCAUCAGGUUGUCCAUCGGAAGGAUGGGACUCAUCGCAGGCUCACCCACGUUUCCGCUGCCGCCCUCAGACAUAAAUACGCUAUAUUGGAACACGAAUUACGUUUACAAAAAUCCCUGUCUGAAGAGUGCGAGGACCUGGGCGUCGAUUCGCCGUCAGCCUCGGAACUGUUCCCGGAAGCGGAACUGCUGUUUGGGUCGUCGCCGGCACACGAGCACACGCACGACCACCACACGCACACACCGCAAACGACGAUAUCAUCCAGCUGCAUACCACAGCCAGACAUGGACGACCAAAUAGCGACCGACCAGCUUCUGCGGCCUCGAACGCAUCAGGAACAAGACCUGGGACUGGGCCUGGAGGACGUCGGUAUUGUGACUGUCAGCGAGGACGGGAUGCAGGCCACCAUCGCGCUAGACCAGGAGGAGUUUGCCCGGUCUCACCCUAACACCACCUUCCACAGUGAACCCACUGAAGAGGGAGAGAUUCAGCCGUUUACUAUAGCCGGUUUCAAAGGACGUCAAAUAACGUCGACCAUAUUCCACGCGAACCGUGCCCCGGCCACCGUGCUCAUGGCGGCCCCGCAGACCACCGUCAUCUCGCAGGCCACGCCCGACGGCACCGGCGUGCAGAACAACGUCAAGUACGACAUUGAGAACAUGAUCGACUCGUUGCCCGACCACGGAGACAACGUCAACAUACCGUCCGUACUUGUGAAGGAAGACGGCCUUACCCGGUACGACAACAUCCUCACUGACAACAGAGAAAUACACAUUUCGAAUACCGCCUCCGCGAUCGUGCACUCCACCGGAAACGCCACCCAGGUGAUCCGGAGAGUUCGCUACGAAGAGAAGAGGGAGAGGGUCAGGGACGUGCGGUAUGCAGUGGACGAACCCGAAGCUCUCAUCGCAGGGGACGACGCGAAGAUGAUGGGCGAGGACAGCUCCAGGGAGGCGACUUUAGAAUCGAUGCCCGAAGACAUGGACGACGACCGAUCGUCGCCCGAGCGACACGGCGACCUGUUCUGGGAGACGAACUCGGAGCGCUCCGAGGGGCGGCGGCCGGACUUCAGCAGCGACAGCGACAAGUGCUACGACGAGACCAACUCGACGGACUCGAGCGGGGCCGGCGCGCACGUGCGGCUGCACUCCGUCAUCAAGGACGCGCGCGAGUGCACGGCGCUCGACGACGCGCACCCGCCGCUGCGCACGUACCCCGCCAAGCGCCCCUACCAGCCCGAGGUCAGCUUGUCGGGCAAGACCCGCGCCGGGGAGCGCCGAGCCUCCGCCCGAGGGGUCGUGAAGCGUGGCUGCCACUGCUGCUCCGGCGAGCCCUUCCCGCCGCGAACUAAGAAGCCGCGGCCCAGGAAGCCGACCCUCGACUUCACUGCAGCGAACUGAAUUAUCGCGAGUCUGCAUUGUUAGCCUCGACGGACCUCACCACUCCUGCUCACGUCUUCGAAGUCAUUGAAUAUGUAAUUUCGAAAAGGGCAUAUCUCACAUAUAUAAAAUAUCAAAUUAAAUGUAUAUACUGAUGUUUAAGAUUUUAAUUCCAGUAAUUUUCAAUUGCUAAUUAAGAUUAAAAUGUAUCUCUCAAAAGUUAAUAUUUUAAAUUUUACACUGCUUUAGAAAAUAAACAGUUUUUUUCAUUACCUGAAUAUUUUACAUUUUCAGAGAUGUGCCCUUUUCGAAAUUGCAUAUUCAAUUAAAAACUGUACCAGAGACGUCGGCCAAGAUAAAUGUGAUUGCGGUUACAGUGAAAGUGAUGUUAAAUUUAAUCCACACGUUUAUAUAUUGAGAUCAAAGAUAGAAUUAAUUUUUUUAGAUUAAACACAAUGGCUUAUGUAAUUACCCUGGUUGACAAUUGUACACCUGUCAGUCUCCCGAGGCUUCACAGCCUGCGAGCGAACUUGUUGUUUAUUUUACUAGUUCCUGUAAGCGUUACUAUAAAGUUAUUUUAUAAGUUUUACGUUCACCAUUGAGUGCAUAUGUUUUUUUUUUUAUAUUUUUGAGAAAUGAAAACGUUUUUUUUUUUCCUAUUUCUUCGUUAGUUUUUGUUAUUGUAAAAUAGUUCUAUAAAUAUUGUAUCGAUAAAUGUGAUUGUAUAAAAUUGUAUUUGUAAGUUAAAUGUUUAAUAGGUAAGAGUUUCAUUAGGUGAUUACUGGCCAUACUCAAUAUGUGAAUUUAUUCGUCUGUUAGUUAUAUGUAGGUUUAUUUGUACGUCAACAUUGAAAGUGACUUUAGACUGACCCGAUAAGUUUCCAUUUUCGACAAAAAAAUAUUUUUCAUUAAAAUUUUUGGAUUUUUUUGUUUUAGAAACUGUAUUUUAUUUGAUAGAUUUAGUUGUUAAGCUGACUUCCAAGAGAUUGCACAAAUUUAAAUGAGAUGACGUUGGAAGCUUGCGUUUUUGAUUCGAUGAUGUUUGAGAUUCUUGUAUCUACGAAAUAUUGUCGAUGUAUUUUCGGUGCCAAGUAUCAGCGGCGCGUAACACUUAAAGCUUCUUCACACGUCGUUUUGAUAUAGCCGGUUAAUAAUAAUAAUAAUAUAAAAAAAAAAAACGAAAUGUAUUACGUAUAACAAAUAGAAGAAAAAAUAAAAGCGAUCUUUUUAGUGUGAAUUUGAUAUCUAUAGUAUAAAUAAGACCGUGUAAAUAAAACUUUGUCCCAAUUGUUUUAUUGGGGAUCGUCUAGUCACUAUAGUACUGAUAAUUAAGAUAAAAUGUUACGUAUUUGGGCGUGCGACAUUAGAAUGCCGCUCACGAAUUUGGCUUUAAGCCGUUUCGUUUCACGCAGUAUUCGAUCGCUCGUGUACAUAGACCGUGAGAAGUGUUCGGAGGAUGAAUUAAAAAAAAAAAAAAAAAAACGAGUGAAGAAAAAAUUAAACUUAACGUGUAAAUAAAGAUGCGUUUAGUAAAUUUUAGUGAGUUUUCGAUAGGGCGUUAAUUUAGCGCUCUUUAUAUAUAUAGUGAAAAUUGUAAUUGAAUAAUUUUUUGUGCACUCUCGAGAGCUACGUUCGGCUCGUAGGUCGGAACGUUCUAGAUCUAAGUUAGCGUUAGUAGGUGAUACUUGUUCAUUAGACUGUGCCAGUUUUUUUCUUCAACUAAUAAUCUUGAAAAAAAAAAGACGUCGGUGAGAUUAAACUGAAGGCGCCAAAUUUAAAUUCAGCCUUCGAAAUUUCGUAAUUUAUGUUCGGAUAAUUGAAAAAAAAAAUGAACAACCGUUAUUAUAAUACUGUUUCUUGAAUUAAGAUUCAAAUUUUUUUUUUAAUAAUAAUUAAAAAAUAUGUUGUUAUUGUUCGUGUAAUAUUGUAGAAGGUCAAUUAUACCUUCGAUAUUAAUGUAAAAAAUAAUAAUACAGUAUUGCUACAAGAUGCUUUUUUAUUUGUUGUUUAUUUUUUUCUAUUAUUAAUUUGAAACGUAGGUUUAAUUAAUAAUGUAAGUGGUUUCGGCGCGAAAAGUAAACUUUUCUUUUUGAUUAUGUAAAACGUUUAUUUUUAAAAGUGCUACAAAAGAGAUGAUCAUUAAAUCUUACAAAUUAAA
Messenger RNA from Bombyx mori (domestic silkworm), 20258 nucleotides. RefSeq lists its product as uncharacterized. The coding region runs from base 74 to 18121 and encodes 6015 amino acids. Lineage: Eukaryota; Metazoa; Arthropoda; Insecta; Lepidoptera; Bombycidae. The transcript is spliced from 17 exons. The record is from RefSeq and is a predicted model, not a curated record.